AGGGUUUCGAGUUGUUCUUCUUCGCGUAAGAGUUGAGGUUUUAGCUGUUUCUGUUACCGUUUGGUCCAAACCUAAAGAGGAGUGUGUCGUUUAUAAGAUCCAAUCACGGUCUUUCGGGCGGUUCAGGAUCAUCAAGAUGUGUCUAGUAUGCUUCAACCUGCUCUUGCUUUUGCCCCUUGUCGCAGGAGCACCAAAUCCGUUUAACGCCAGAGAGGCUAGAGACUUCGACGAAGCCCUAGGUCCGACGAGAGGACAGACAAGGAAGCAGCGAAGGACUGACGUCUUCAGCGGUGGUGACUGCAGUUAUGAGUCUGGGUGUAGACCAACAGGUCGUGUAAUCCAUUGUUAUGUCCAUAUUAAGGGUCGUGCCUUGUCAAGUAAAUCUUGUAGAUGCAAGAAGGGAUGUUCGGAUAUUCUUGAAGGAUAUCAAAUCUAUGCUACUGAGAUAGAGGUGGACCAGCGGUCGUAUCUCUUAGUCCUACUUCUAGGGACCACAAGGACUACGGGUUCCUGCUAGUUCUAAUACAUCAGAGUAGAAGAACAGCGACAAGAGGACGAGCAACAUGCUGACACGAGGCGUGAGAUUGCUGUGCAGAUGAAUUUCAGCGGUUCUGAGGUCAUGUACGUAAACAGCGACACGAAGUGUCGCAAGCUACGAGCGAUGUUGGAGAAGGUCCUUCCUCCAGAUUAAGGCUCGAUACAACAAUUCAUUUCCGAGGCUCAUUUUCUUCCGUUUCCUUCUUCUUAGGGUUGUGAAGAAAUAGAGGGAAGAAGUGAAAUGCUUUUACCUCUCUAACGUGACAUCGUUCCAGAAAUUGUCGUCGGCAAUCAUCGAGUAAGCCAUAGUCCAUUGUCUUUGAGCGAAGUGAUACGGCGCAUCAGAAAUCAGAAUACUGGGGACAUUGAUGCUCAUGCUGCCUCUGCAGAUCCCCAAGAUGUAGAUGAGGAUGAUUCGAUGCCCUCAGGAAGUCUCAUCUCGCCUUUUUCAGCGGCGUCUUCGUGUGGAACGAGAACUACAUCAAUAGCGUCCACGCGACAUGCUAGCAAAGAGAGCUCUGAGGACAGCUCUUCUAUGGACGUCUUUUCAUCUGGUUCUAGGCCGUUGUUUCUAGGCCGUAAAAGUACAAGGAGAUCAGGAGAAGAUGUUGAGCAAGGUGCUAGUACAGCUACUAGUGUAGUAAAUGGAGGAGGUGACAACUUCUUGUCGCCAAGCGAAGAUCUUCAUCGACAAGCUGUCGUAGAUGGAAAACAUCAUCGAGAGAAACAUCCAGAACAAGAACAAAGCGAACAAAGUCCCUCACAAAAAAUACAACAAAAUCAUGUCACAGUCCAAGUGUUACGAACAGCGCACACGACGCUGUCCGACUACCUUGCUCAACUGCAUUCUCGAGAAAGGCAUCCCUUAUUUGGGCAACUAGCUGCGACAGGCUUCAGUCAACAGGAACAAAUCGGCUACGAGAUUGGAUUCGAGUUUAUUGAUGUCCUGCGCCGUCACAGUUUCCGGGACGUCGCGGUCCAGGCCAAGAACUUCCUAACGCAAGCUUUUCCGAGAGAAAAAAGUCGGUGGAGACUGAGUCCUCAGUUUUUUUCCACGAGUCCGGUGUUGAUGACGGAUGGCGCAAAUGCAGAGCCGUGCCCCUCUUUGCGGACGCUGGACGGACACAUCAGGACCUACCACGAUGGUGAAUUGGGUGCUGGAGCGGCUGGUAGUUCUUCGCGAUACGAGAGUCCCACUCCGCGAGGACAAGUAGAUCUCCAACCACAAAUGAAGAAUCAUCUUCCCGAUGUUCAUCAACGGCGACAACCACAGCGAGAACCAGCUUCUGCAGAUAGACUACGUGGAAAUGUCCACGCAGAUGCGAUGAACCAAGGCAAUGAGCUGCAACACAGACGAGGUGAUCAUGGUGUUCUGCGAGGGUCGCUGUUGCGGACAGCAUCUCAAUAUGUCGAUACAGAGGAGCAGCCACCUUCGGCGUUCUUUGUUAGGGCUUGUUUUUCUGGUUUUUUGAGGAUACUUCGGUGAUAUCAGAAGCAUUAUAGAUACAGAUAGACGAAUUGCUUCCUAGUAUUUUGGCAAGCGAGCCACAUUCUGAUGCUGGAAGGUAGAAGCUCACUGUAGAUUGCAUCACUUCAUCUGCACCACUGGAGCAGCAACAUACCAAUUUAUUUUUGUCCUCAACAUCUCUUCCAAUCUCCACUCUUCUGCUGAACUUGGUGACACCUCCUCCUUGUCUUCGAGUCUGGGGUCUACGGGCUCUACUUCUCGGAAUAUGAGGAUUUUCACCAGCGCAGUGAAACACCCGAUAUCAAUGAUACUGAUAUGGAGGAAAUCGUUGAGGGAAGCGCCAUUCAGGAGGGCAAUGGGCUAUUGA
Amoebophrya sp. A25 is the source of this 2372-nucleotide messenger RNA. Lineage: Eukaryota; Dinophyceae; Syndiniales; Amoebophryaceae. The record is from the annotation of a GenBank genome assembly.